Kockovaella imperatae is the source of this 721-nucleotide messenger RNA. RefSeq lists its product as hypothetical. Lineage: Eukaryota; Fungi; Basidiomycota; Tremellomycetes; Tremellales; Cuniculitremaceae. The transcript has 3 exons. Bases 102 to 641 code for a protein of 179 amino acids. The record is from RefSeq and is a predicted model, not a curated record.
GUCACAAGACUGAACAGCGUCACUCGCACCCUUGCGAUGCUGGACCAUCCAAAACUUCUCUGGAAGUCGAAUUCCCUGAUCGAGUGAUCCCUGCGGAUGACAUGACGGAACAUGAUGAGAAGUGGCGCUGUAUCGCUUGCUCAAUCGCUUCAGCUCCGGAAUCUGCGCCGACACACGAGAACGCGGCGGAAGUCAAGACUCGCAUCAACAGUAUGGAGUUGCUCCAGAGAAAUCUGACUGUCUCACCAUUGACCCGUGUCACGGAACCGAGUACAUGGCGCGAAAGUGAAAGUGACAUGAUUCAUCGUAUCAGACGGGGACUCGAAUCGGUUCUGGAUGAUCAGGCUCAUCUAUCAUCUUUGGACCCAAGCAAUGAUCACCGCAUCGGUCUGGCUGGUCAUUCCCGUCAAGGAUCCAUUCUCAUGCAAAAGAUACUUGGGUUAUACCCCGGGCUCUCGCAAGCGAAAAGCAAACUCCAGCAUGGAGAAACGAGAAAGCUACUUUUCAAGUACAGGCUGCAAGAUGGACUCACGCCAUUGCCUUCGACAUGGAGCAAAGCCUCUCAAAACGGCCUCCAAAGCAAGAGCACUGAGAGGGCGGUCCUACGGACACUAGAUUCUAACACCUUACGCGAUCAGUGAACAUGGCUCCUGUCCCAUAUGAGACGAACGAGACAGUCAUGCACAGGAUACAUGCGUACAUAGUCUUGAUGCUGGGAGGU